CGCUGCAGUGCGGAGCUGACCCGGCAGUGCUGAAAGGUUCACGGAGGGAGGGGGAAACACAACCCCAGUCCAAGAUGGCGGACGAGCAGCAGGAAACAUCCCAGGGAGAGAUGGAGGGCGUGAAUUGCCUUGCCUAUGACGAAGCCAUCAUGGCACAGCAAGACCGAAUUCAGCAGGAAAUAGCCACCAGCAACCCUUUAGUGUCAGACAGACAGGAUCUGUCUGUGCUACAGAAAGAGUAUGCAGAAGAAGACACCAUCUAUCAACUCAAGAUUAAGGACCUUCACAAAAAAUAUUCAUACAUUCGGAAGACGCGACCUGAUGGAAACUGUUUCUACAGAGCUUUCGGCUUCUCACAUUUGGAGUCACUACUGGACGACAGCAAAGAGCUACAAAAGUUUAAAGCAGUGGCAGCAAAAAGCAAACUGGACCUUGUGAACCAGGGCUUCACCGAGUUCACUAUUGAAGACUUUCAUAACACAUUCAUGGACCUGAUUGAGCUGUGUGAAAAGCAGCCAGCUCUCGGGGAGCUGCUGAGCUCCUUUAAUGACCAGAGUGUGUCUGAUUAUGUGGUGGUAUAUCUGAGGCUGCUUACUUCAGGCUACCUGCAGAGAGAGCACACCUUUUUUCAACACUUCAUAGAGGGAGGACGAUCCGUCAAAGAAUUCUGCCAGCAGGAGGUGGAGCCAAUGUCCAAAGAGAGUGACCACAUCCACAUCAUUGCCUUAGCACAGGCAUUAAAUGUGUCUAUACUGGUGGAGUACAUGGACCGAGGAGAGGGAGGCACGGUUAACCACCACGUCUUUCCAGAGGGCAGCGAACCACGCAUCUUCCUCCUCUAUCGACCAGGCCACUACGACAUCCUGUACAAAUAACGGUCCUCAUUCUGGCACAGCGGUGGAGGAGAAUACACCCAAGAACCAGCCAAGAUUAUUAUUCAUACAUCCGUGUGCGAUGGUUACUCUGCGGUAUUACAAACACAUACAGUGAACCGUUUUUGUCACAAAAAUUUCCCCUUAUUAAAA
Messenger RNA from Colossoma macropomum (tambaqui), 1025 nucleotides. It is a transcript of the gene otub1b, whose product is annotated as OTU deubiquitinase, ubiquitin aldehyde binding 1b. The transcript has 7 exons. Lineage: Eukaryota; Metazoa; Chordata; Actinopteri; Characiformes; Serrasalmidae. Bases 75 to 875 code for a protein of 266 amino acids. Gene Ontology annotation, biological process: negative regulation of double-strand break repair; protein K48-linked deubiquitination. The record is from RefSeq and is a predicted model, not a curated record. Gene Ontology annotation, cellular component: nucleus. Gene Ontology annotation, molecular function: cysteine-type deubiquitinase activity; ubiquitin binding.